Molecule: messenger RNA, 417 nt
Organism: Centruroides sculpturatus (bark scorpion)
Lineage: Eukaryota; Metazoa; Arthropoda; Arachnida; Scorpiones; Buthidae
Exons: 2
Coding region: 1-417 (138 amino acids)
Source: RefSeq, a predicted model, not a curated record
AUGGUUUAUGCCAGCUUUCAUCUGCAUGAUGCUCUUGUAUUAGCCAGCUUUAAACCUCAUACUGCUCUUGCUUUUUCCAGCUUUCAUCUGCAUGAUGCUCUUGUAUUAGCCAGCUUUAAACCUCAUACUGCUCUUGCUUUUUCAAGCUUUCAUCUGCAUGAUGCUCUUGUAUUAGCCAACUUUAAACCUCAUAAUGCUCUUAAUUUAGCCGGCUUUAAACCUCAUAAUGCUUAUGCUUUAGCCAGCUUUCAUCUGCAUGAUGCUCUUGUAUUAGCCAGCUUUAAACCUCAUACUGAUCUUGCUUUAGCCAGCUUUCAUCCGCAUGAUGCUCUUGCAUUUAGCUAUCAUCAUUGUGAUGCUCCAGCAUUAUCCAGCUUCCAUCAUGAUCCUGUUACUAUCAUCCAGCUUCCAUCAUGA